AUGUCGCACGAUCAUAUUAUGGAGCAUCUAAAUGCUUCGGGUCAUUUACAUGAUCAUAUGAAUCACGGAUCGGCUGAUCAUAGCAUGGACCACGGUUCCAUGAAUCACGGAGGUCAUUCAGAAAUGGACCAUAUGGCUCAAGUUGUUGCCAGUGAUCCAGACUCGAUGUCUCACCAUAGCAUGCAUGGCAUGCACGAUAUGCCUGGAAUGAUGAUGGCUUUCCACUUCGGAUAUGAUGAAACAAUUCUCUUCGAGUGUUGGAAAAUUUCAACGCUUGGAGGCUUAAUUGGCUCGAUGAUAGGUAUUAUUAUAAUGGCCGCACUUUACGAAGGACUAAAGUACUACAGAGAAUAUUUGUUUUGGAAAACAUACAAUACGCUGCAAUACAGAAGCGUUACGUCGCCACAGGAAAAAAACGUAACUGCAGAAGACGGUCGCGUUGUACAGCCGACAAUGCUGUCAUGGAUGCACACUUUCCAAACAUUUUUACACAUCAUACAAAUAAUUUUGUCGUACUUUCUCAUGCUGAUAUUUAUGACGUACAACGUGUGGCUUUGCAUCGCAGUAGUAUUCGGUGCGGCAAUCGGAUACUUUUUAUUCGGCUGGAAAAAAUCUGUAAUAGUAGACGUUACGGAACACUGUCAUUAA
Molecule: messenger RNA, 648 nt
Organism: Cotesia congregata
Lineage: Eukaryota; Metazoa; Arthropoda; Insecta; Hymenoptera; Braconidae
Source: the annotation of a GenBank genome assembly